Messenger RNA from Impatiens glandulifera, 1491 nucleotides. Its product is annotated as trihelix transcription factor ASIL2-like. The record is from RefSeq and is a predicted model, not a curated record. Bases 302 to 1372 code for a protein of 356 amino acids. Gene Ontology annotation, molecular function: transcription cis-regulatory region binding. The transcript is spliced from 2 exons. Gene Ontology annotation, cellular component: nucleus. Lineage: Eukaryota; Viridiplantae; Streptophyta; Magnoliopsida; Ericales; Balsaminaceae.
CAUGCCACCUACAAAUGUCUCCUGUCAAUGAUUCAAUUCAACCACAGUUGGAUCUUCAUAAUUUUUUUGAAAUUCUGUAGAUUUAAUCCGAUACCAGACCCCAUUUCUUCAUGCGUUAAUCUAUAUGUGAAUUCGAAACCUUGAUGAAAGUUCUUACAAAUAUGAUGUUUUGAAAUCAACACAUUGCAAUUGGAUUUUGCAUCGAUUCUUCUCUGAGGGUUUUUCUCCGCCCUAGGGUUCUUAUUCCUAGAACAUAUAUAAACAUAAGAUACUUCUUGGAAGAACGAGGGAGGAGAAUAGAAUGGGCGAUAAUGAAGAUGAUGAUGAUGCUAGAUACCCUCCAAGACAGUACUCUACAAAUCAUCAAUCGGCUUACCAGUCUUCUUCUCGCCCGCAUCCGUCCAAUCGAAACCCUACUUACGUUAACGGCGGUUAUCGCGAUGAAGACGAAUACGAAUUGGAGGAAGAAGAUGAAGGACUCAACACUGAACCUGACGAUCAAGAAGACGAAGAUGACUAUGAUGAUGGUGCGGGAAAUGGGUAUAAUAAGCGAAAGAAGCGGAAGUUGGAGUCAUUAGUUUCCAACUAUGAGUUCGUCGCUCGCAAGCCUCCACAGAAUGUUAGAAAUCCGACCGGUGAUUGGACAGAGCAAUCCACUUUAGAGCUUCUAGAAGCAUGGGGUGAGAGAUUCUUAGAAUUAGGUAGGAAGAGCUUGAGGUCUGAGGAUUGGCAAGAAUUAGCAGAGAAAGUCUCGGAUUCUUCCAAGGUCGAUUGGACAGAAACUCAAUGUCGAAACAGAUUGGACACGUUGAAGAAGAGGUAUAGGAAGGAGAAAGCGAAGAUGGAAGGAAACAACAGUCAAUGGAUUCUCUUCAAGAAAAUGGAUAUGUUGUUGAAUCCUUCAGCUAUGCAACAAGGUGGGCUUCCCUGUGGUGUUGAUUCGGGAGAAUACGUGUUCAUGAACUCUAGAGUAUAUCUGAACAGGUCGAAUGGGUUGGAUGAAAUGAGAGACAGUCCAGGAGAAUCUGAAGCUUCUAUGGAAGAAGAUGAGAGCUCAUUUGGAAUCCAUUCAAAAAGGAAUGGAGAAUCUGACAAUGGAUCGUCCUUUAAGUUGUUGGCAGAUUCAAUUCAGAAGUUUGGUGAUAUAUAUGAGAAGAUUGAGAAUAACAAGAGGCAGCAAAUGGCGGAGCUGGAGAAGAUGAGAAUGGAUUUCCAAAAAGAAUUGGAGGUUCAGAAGAAGCAGAUUCUUGAGAAGGCUCAUGCAGAAAUCGCCAAAAUAAGACAAGAAGAGGAAGAUGAUAAUGUCGCUGAUGACAAUGAUGAUGAUGAUGAUGAAGCCACAGAUGGCUCUGACGAGAACCUUGGUGGAUAAUGCAGUCAGGUAGUAUAUGUUAGUCUGUUAAUUUCCUUUAAUAUGUGUUAAGAUUGAACAAACCUUGUUUAUUUUCAUUCUUGAACAUGUGCCUUGAGAACAACCGAGCUUUUUCUGCA